Molecule: messenger RNA, 515 nt
Organism: Octodon degus (degu)
Lineage: Eukaryota; Metazoa; Chordata; Mammalia; Rodentia; Octodontidae
Gene: Spaca5
Product: sperm acrosome associated 5
Exons: 4
Coding region: 30-515 (161 amino acids)
Biological process (GO): fusion of sperm to egg plasma membrane involved in single fertilization
Cellular component (GO): sperm flagellum; acrosomal vesicle
Molecular function (GO): lysozyme activity
Source: RefSeq, a predicted model, not a curated record
GGAGUUAGCUCGGAGGGCUUGUAGCUAUCAUGAUGCGGUUCUCAGGCAUAGUGAUAGUGAUCCUGGCCAUAAUGAUGACUGCCAACGUGGAUGCCAAGAUUUAUGAACGCUGCGAGCUAGCAAGGAAGCUACAGAAGGCAGGCCUCAACAGCUACAAAGGCUAUGGCAUCGGAGACUGGUUGUGCAUGGCACACUAUGAGAGUGGCUUUGACACCUCCUUCAUGGACCACAAUCCUGAUGGCAGCAGUGAAUAUGGCAUUUUCCAACUGAACUCCGCCUGGUGGUGUGACAAUGGCAUCACACCCACCAAGAACCUUUGCCACAUGGACUGCCAUGAUCUGCUUAACCGCCAUAUUCUGGAUGACAUCAUGUGUGCCAAGCGGGUAGUGUCCUCAAAGACCAGUAUGAAUGCCUGGGAUUCAUGGAACCAGCACUGUUCUGGCCAUGAUUUAUCUGAAUGGCUCAAGGGAUGUGAUGUGUAUGUGAAACCCAACUCAAACAAAAUUAAUUCAUAA